Messenger RNA from Ochotona curzoniae (black-lipped pika), 6102 nucleotides. RefSeq names its product ciliary rootlet coiled-coil, rootletin (gene CROCC). The record is from RefSeq and is a predicted model, not a curated record. Lineage: Eukaryota; Metazoa; Chordata; Mammalia; Lagomorpha; Ochotonidae. The transcript has 37 exons. Bases 1 to 6060 code for a protein of 2019 amino acids.
AUGAACCGGGAGCUGGCUGGGUCCCUGGAGGCCCAGGUGGCACUGGAGACAGUUAUCCAGACUUUGGGGAGUGGUCUCCCGGGGCCGGGCCAAGAGAAGGGCCCGAGCACAGGCGACCCUACCCCAGCCUCGCAGGGUGCCAGCCUAUCUUCCCGCAUCCGCAAGAUUGUUGCCCACCACUUGUCCCAGCCUGAGAGCCCAGCCCCGCCACCAGCCUCAGAGAUGGCGUCACUGCUGCCACUGCAGGAAGAGAAUCAGCUGUUGCAGCAGGAGCUGUCCCGCGUGGAGGAUCUGCUGGCCCAGAGCCGGGCCGAGCGCGACGAGCUUGCUAUUAAGUACAACGCAGUCACCGAGAGGCUGGAGCAGUCUGUGCGGCUGGAGUGUGGGGAGCCAGAGACACAGGAGCCCCGGGGGCUGGUACGGCAGAGCGUGGAGCUGCGGAGGCAGCUGCAGGAGGAGCAGGCCUCCUACCGGCGCAAGCUGCAGGCCUACCAGGAAGGCCAGCAGCGGCAGGCCCAGCUGGUGCAGCGGCUGCAGGCCAAGAUUCUCCAGUACAAAAAGAAGUGUUCAGAGCUGGAGCAGCAGCUGCUGGAGAAAUCUACAGAGCUGGAGCAGCAGCGGCUGCAGGACGCAGAGCACCGCCAUGACCUGGAGAGUGCUCUCACCCGCCUGGAGGAGGAACAGCAGAGGAGCACCAGCCUGGCACAGGUGAACGCCAUGCUCCGAGAGCAGCUGGAGCAGGCAGGCUCGGCCAACCGGGCUCUCAGCGAGGACAUCCGCAAAGUGACCAGCGACUGGACACGCAGCUGCAAGGAGCUGGAGCAGCGGGAGGCGGCGUGGAGGCGCGAGGAGGAGUCCUUCAACGCCUACUUCAGCAGUGAGCACAGCCGCCUGCUCAUCCUCUGGAGACAGGUGGUGGGGGUCCGCCGGCUGGUCAGCGAGGUGAAGAUGUACACCGAGAGGGACCUGCUGCAGCUGGGAGGGGAGCUGGCUCGGACGUCCCGGGCCAUCCAGGAGGCGGGCCUGGGACUGAGUGCUGGCCUGCGGCUGGCCGAGGGGCGGGUCGAGGCUGCCCUGGAGAAGCAGGCCCUGCUGCAGGCCCAGCUGGAGGCCCAGCUGCGGGAGAAGGUCCUUCGUGAGCAAGACCUGGCCCAGCUGCAGGUGCAGAGCGACCUGGACAAGGCUGACCUCAGUGCCAGAGCAGCAGAGCUGGCCCAGGCAGUGGAGCAGCUCCGGAGCCAGGGUCUGGAGAAGGAUCAGGCCAACAAGGCCCUUGCCGAGAAACUGGAGGCUUUGGAAUCCCUGCGGCUACAGGAGCAGGUGGCGGAGGCAGAAGACGGAGAGGGGCUGCAGCAGACCUUGCGGGAUCUGGCCCAGGCGGUCCUGUCAGAUACAGAGAGUGGCGUCCAGCUAAGCGGCUCCGAACGCACUGCGGACGCUUCAGAUGGCAGCCUGCGGGGCCUCUCGGGUCCGCGGACCCCGUCCCCACCACGGCGCUGCUCGCCCGGCCGCGGCCGUUCCCCGCGUCGUGGCCCGUCCCCGGCCUGCUCCGACUCCUCCACGCUCACCCUGAUCCACUCUGCCCUGCACAAGCGUCAGCUACAGGUCCAGGACAUGCGUGGGCGCUAUGAGGCGAGCCAGGAGCUCCUGGGCACCCUGAGGAAGCAGCUGAGCGAGGGCGAGGACGAGCGGCGUGCCCUGGAGGAGCAGCUGCGGCAGCUGCGGGACCAGGCCGCGGGGGCCGCCCAGGCCCGGGAGGACGCGCAGCGCGAGGUGCAGCGGCUGCGGAGCGCCAACGACCUCCUGAGCAGGGAGAAGGAGAGCCUGGCCCACAGCCUGCAGGUGGCCCAGCAGCGGGCCCAGGAGCUUGGGCAGGAGAUGGAGAAGCUGCAGGCCGCCCAGGCUGAGCUGCAGCGCCAGCGGGCCCGGCUGGAAGAGGAGCAGGAUGACACGGUGCAGGAGGUGGCCCGGGCUCGCCGGGAGCUGGAGCGCAGCCACCGGCAGCUGGAGCAGCUGGAAGUGAAGCGCUCAGGGCUGGCGAAGGAGUUGGUGGAGGUGCGGGAGGCGCUGAGCGGUGCCACGCUGCAGCGGGACAUGCUACAGGCCGAGAAGGCCGAGGUGGCCCAGGCGCUGACCAAGGCUGAGGCUGGCCGAGUGGAGCUGGAGCUCACCAUGACCAAGCUGAGGGCAGAGGAGGCCUCACUGCGCGACUCCUUGUCCAAGCUGAGUGCCCUCAAUGAGAGCCUCGCUCAGGACAAGCUGGAGCUGAACCGCCUCGUGGCCCAGCUGGAAGAAGAGAAGGCAGCCCUGCUGGGCCGGCAGCGGCAGGCAGAGCAGGAGGCCACCCUGGCGUUGGGCGAGCAGGGCCGACUGGAGCAGCUGAGACUGGAGCAGGAGGUGGAGCGGCAGGGCCUGGAGGGCUCCCUGCGGGCUGCAGAGCAGGCACGGGAGGCGCUGGAGCAGCAGCUGCCCACACUGCGCAGGGAGCGUACGCAGCUGCAGGAGCAGCUGGCCCAGCUCUCCCGGCAGCUGAGUGGACGGGAGCAGGAGCUGGAGCAGGCCCGGCGGGAGUCUCAGCGGCAGGCAGAAGCACUGGAGCGGGCAGCCCGGGAGAAGGAGGCGCUGGCCAGGGAGCGGGCCAGCCUGGCUGUGCAGCUGUCUGCAGCUGAGCGUGAAGGCCGGAGCCUGUCAGAGGAGGCCACCCGCCUACGCUUGGAGAAGGAAGCACUGGAGAGCAACCUGUUUGAUGUGCAGCGGCAGCUGGCCCAACUCGAGGCCCGCCGGGAGCAGUUGGAGUCGGAGGGGCAAGCCCUGCUGCUGGCCAAGGAAACCCUGACUGGGGAGCUGGCGGGCCUACGGCAGCAGAUGAUAGCUAUAGAACAGAAGGUGGCCCUGGACAAGGAGCUCCUGGCCCAGAAGCUGGUACAGGCCGAGCGGGAGGCCCAGGCCUCUCUGCGGGAGCAACAGGUGGCCCACGAAGAGGACCUGCAGCGGCUCCAGCGAGAAAAGGAGGCGGCAUGGCGGGAGCUGGAGACGGAGCGGGCGCAGCUGCAGAGCCAGCUGCAGCGGGAACAGGAGGAACUGCUGGCCCGCCUGGAAGCCGAGAAGGAGGAGCUGAGUGAGGAGAUCGUUGCCCUGCAGCAGGAGCGUGAUGAAGGCCUGCUCUUGGCCGAGAGUGAGAAGCAGCAGGCUCUGUCCCUGAAGGAGUCUGAGAAGGCGGCGCUGUCAGAGAAGCUGAUGGGUGUGCGCCAUAGCCUGGCCGCCAUCUCCCUGGACAUGGAGCGGCACAAACGAGAUGCCCAGAGCCGGCAGGAGCAGGACCGGAGUACCGUGAAUGCGCUGACAUCUGAGCUGCAUGACCUUCGGGCCCAGCUUGAGGAGGCUGCUGUGGCGAAUGCCCAGGAAGUGAAGAGGCUGCAGGAGCAGGCCCGUGAGCUGGGCAAGCAGCAUGAGUCCUGCGUACGUGAGGCUGAGGAGCUCCGCACGCAGCUGCGCCUGCUGGAGGACGCCCGCGACGGGCUGCGGCGAGAGCUGCUAGAGGCUCAGCGCAAGGUGCGUGAGAGCCAGGAAGCCCGUGAGGCCCAGCGCCAGGAGGUGGGCGAGUUGCGGCGCAGCCUGAGCGAGGGGGCUAAGGAGCGUGAGGCCCUGCGGCGCUCCAACGAGGAGCUGCGGGCUGCUGUGCGCAAGGCUGAGGGCGAGCGGAUCAGUCUGAAGCUUGCCAAUGAGGACAAGGAGCAGAAGCUGGCACUCCUAGAGGAGGCACGAGCGGCCGCGGGCCGGGAGGCUGGGGAGCUGCGAGCCGGGCUGCAGGAGGUGGAGCGCUCACGGCUGGAGGCCCGGCGGGAGCUGCAGGAGCUGCGGCGCCAGAUGAAGGCGCUGGACAGUGAGAACUCCAGGCUUGCCCGGGAGCUGGCAGAGCUGCAGGGUCGCCUGGCGCUGGGGGAACGGGCAGAGAAGGAGAACCGGCGGGAGUCUCUGGGCCUCCGGCAGAAGCUACAGAAGGGUGAGGCCAGCCUGGAGGCAGUGCGGCAGGAGCUCCAGGGAACCCAGCGGAAGCUGCAGGAGCAAGAGGGAGAGUUCCGGAUCCGGGAGCGAGGCCUACUGAGCUCCCUGGAGGAGGCGCGCACCGCGGAAAAGCAGCAGCUGGAACACGCUCGCAGCCUGGAGCUGAAGCUGGAGGCAGCCCGGGCUGAGGCUGCAGAGCUGGGGCUGCGGCUGAGCGCGGCCGAGGGCCGAGCCCAAGGCCUGGAGGCUGAGCUGGCCCGCAUGGAGGCUCAGCGGCGCGCGGCCGAGGCUCAGCUCGGAGCCCUGCGCUCGGCUCUGCGCCGGGGCCUGGGCCUCGGCCGUGGACCAAGCCCUGCCGCACGGCCCAUGCCAGUGCCCUGCUCCCCUGCUCGGGAAGCGCCCGCUGGAGGAAGCGAGGAAGGAUUCAACAGCCCCAGCCCCCUGGAACGGAGCCCUGGGUCCCAGCCUCCAUCCCCGGGACCCGCCACCUCUCCAGCACCUUCAGAUCUAGACCCCGAGGCUGUGCGGGGGGCGCUCCGGGAAUUCGUGCAGGAGCUGCGGAGUGCCCAGAGGGAGCGGGAUGAACUUCGGACCCAGGCUAGUGCCCUGAGCCACCAGCUGGCUGAGAUGGAGGCCGAGAGGGACAGUGCAACCUCACGGGCCCAGCAGCUGCAAAAGGCAGUGGCUGAGAGUGAGGAAGCCCGGCGCAGUGUGGAUGGGCGGCUGAGUGGAGCCCAGGCACAGCUGGCACUGCGGGAGGAGAGCAUACGGCGCAGCGAGCGGGAGCGCCGGGCCACGCAGGACCAGGUGGCUGCUCUGGAGCGGAGCCUGCAGGCCACAGAGAACGAGCUGCGGGCGAGCCAGGAGAAGGUCAGCAAGCUGAAGGCCAAUGAGGGGAAGCUGGAGAGCGACAAGCGGCGCCUCAAGGAGGUGCUGGAUGCCUGCGAGAGCCGAACAGUGAAGCUGGAGCUGCAACGGCGCUCCCUCGAGGGGGAGCUGCAACGCAGCCGCCUGGGCCUAAGUGACCGCGAGGCCCAGGCCCAGGUCCUGCAGGACCGGGUGGACUCUCUACAGAGGCAGGUGGCAGAUGGCGAGGUGAAGGCAAGGACCCUGCAGCUGACAGUGGAGCGGCUGAGCGGGGCCUUGGCUAAGCUGGAGGAGAAUGAGGGGAGCCUGCAUGAUAAGGUGCAGGGCCUGACCGAGGCCCUGGCCCAGAGCAACGCCAGCCUUGCCAACUCUCAGGACAAAAACCUACACCUGCAGAAGGCCCUGACUGCUUGUGAACAUGACCGCCAGGUGCUGCAGGAGCGGCUGGAUGCUACCCGGCAGGCCUUAUCAGAGGUACGGAAGCAGAGCAGCUCCCUGGGCGAACAGGUGCAGACGAUGCAGGCUGAGCUGGCGGACCUGGAGCUACAGCGGGCAGAGGCCGAGGGUCAGCUACAGCAGCUGCAGGAGGUGCUGCGGCAGCGACAGGAAGGCGAGGCUGCUGCACUGCACUCGGUCCAGAGGCUGCAGGAAGAGCGGCAGCUGCUGCAGGAGCGCCUGGGCAGCCUGCAGCAGGCCCUGGUGCAGCUGGAAGCCGAGAAGCGGGAGGUGGAACGCAUGGCCCUGCGGCUCGAGAAGGACCGUGGUGCCCUCAGGAGGACCCUGGACAAGGUGGAACGGGAGAAGCUUCGCAGCCAGGAGGACACAGUGCGGCUGAGCGUGGAGAAGGGCCGCCUGGACCGCACACUCACAGGGGCUGAGCUGGAGCUGGCCGAGGCCCAGACCCACAUUCUGCAGCUGGAGGCCCAGAUGGUGGCCCUGGAGCAGAACCCUAGCGUGGCCCAGCAGGAGUCUGAGGAGCAGCAGAGGCGGGAGCUGCAGCAGGAGGUGGAGCGCCUGCGCAGUGCCCAGGUGCAGACUGAGCGUACCCUGGAGGCACGGGAGCGGGCCCACCUCCAGAAGGUGCGGGGGCUGGAGGAGCAGGUGUCCACGCUGAAGGGACAACUGCAGCAGGGGCUUCGACGGAACUUGGCGUCCUUCUCCCCACCCUCCAGCCCCGCAGAGACGUGAGCUCCUCGGCCCCGGCACCUGGAGCAGGGAUGCCAGCUCCAG